CAGUGCACGGAGACGGACUCCUGCAGCCACGACAGGGACUGCUCCCGGCAGGAGAAAUGCUGCUUCUCGGGCUGCGCCAUGCGCUGCACCCGCCCUGCCCAAGAGCACCCCGGGCAGUGCCCGCGGGCAGGGCCGUGCUGGGAGCUGCGGCGCGGGCGGCAGUGCCUGGAUGACAGCGUCUGCCGGCGAGGGGAGAAGUGCUGUGACACCGGCUGCGGCCGCGAGUGCGUGGCCGUGACCACAGACAGCAGGGACAAAGCUGAUGGCCGGUGUGUGGAGGAGUGCCAGGCUGAUUCACAGUGUCCCCGGGGGCAGCGGUGCACCAGCAUCGGCUGUGGCCACGUCUGCAUGGACAUCCCUGGAGGCAGACUGGGAGUGUGUCCCACCCCCAGGGAGGGGGGCACGUGCCUGGACCUGUGUGACUUCGACGAGCAGUGUCCCUGGGGCCACAAGUGCUGCAGUAACGGCUGUGGCCACAUCUGCACACCAGCCUCUCUGCAAGAGCAGGACACUGUGGCUGUGCCCCAGCCCAGUGCUGAGCGCUGCUCGGAUGAGUGCGAGGCCGACUCUCAGUGUCCCUGGGGACAGAGGUGCUCCCGCACCUCCUGCGGCCGUGUCUGCAUGGACACUCCUGGAGGCAGAGCUGGAGCGUGCCCCGUGCCUGGGGGCGGUGGGACCUGCGUGGACCUGUGCAGCCUGGAUGAGGAAUGUCCCUGGGGCCACAAGUGCUGCAGCAAUGGCUGCGGCCACGUCUGCAUGCGGGUGCCUGGUGAUGCUGUGUGA
Molecule: messenger RNA, 783 nt
Organism: Zonotrichia leucophrys gambelii
Lineage: Eukaryota; Metazoa; Chordata; Aves; Passeriformes; Passerellidae
Product: WAP four-disulfide core domain protein 3-like
Exons: 7
Coding region: 79-783 (234 amino acids)
Cellular component (GO): extracellular region
Molecular function (GO): serine-type endopeptidase inhibitor activity
Source: RefSeq, a predicted model, not a curated record